Harpegnathos saltator (Jerdon's jumping ant) is the source of this 3389-nucleotide messenger RNA. Its product is annotated as golgin subfamily A member 1. The transcript is spliced from 8 exons. NCBI's taxonomy places the organism in Eukaryota, Metazoa, Arthropoda, Insecta, Hymenoptera, Formicidae. The coding region runs from base 530 to 2695 and encodes 721 amino acids. Gene Ontology annotation, cellular component: Golgi apparatus. The record is from RefSeq and is a predicted model, not a curated record.
GGUCAUCACCAAAAGUUGGAGUCUUAAUGGCGGACCUCCGGCGAAUCCGCUCCGCUCUCUAGAUUCUCUCUGGUUUCGCUGCGGCUCUAGUUGCACGCCUUUAUGAAGAAUGAGUCUGAUGAAUUAUCGAAAGCUGUCAAGUUGCAUUCGAUAACAAGGAGGUUGGUUGGCGCUUACGUGACCGAGCAACAUGGCAGCCGUCAUAGCCGUCACGACCGUUUGCGUAUAACACAGCUGGUGGUGUGAGUGCUUCUAUGAUCGAGAAACACGAGCGAUGGGUCUCCGGGAUCGUUGAAAUCGACCAUUAGCGAACGUGUGACAGAUGAUGAGGCGGUCGCGCGUUCUACGUUUCAAUACACUGUGAUCUUCAUCGGCGUGAGGAUCGGCAGACACGAGCCCGGGUGUACGUGCACUACAUUCAAAUCGUGUGCUACAAGGGUUGACAGGUGGUAGUGGUGGUGGUGCGUGCGUGCGUGCGUGUCAUCGCUAUCAUCUCGCGUGCUGAUUUUAAUACGGCCGCAUUUACAUCAUGUUCGCCACCCUGAAGAACAAGAUACGCGAGGAGAUCGGCAGCGACGUGUCCACUGUCGUUAGAAAUGCCGGUAGCAUACGCGCCAUCAAUUCCAAACAUGUGUCUCAGACAGGCUCUACAAGUAGUAUUAGUGGUUCCCAGGUAUCAUUGGAUGGAUCCAGAGAAGAAAAUGCAGCGUCUCCCUCACCACCAAUUUCACUAAGAAGAGAAAAUAGUUUCGAACUUAAGCUCAAUGAUGGAAUGCAACUGUCAGCAAAGGAUAUAAAAAGGUUUGAGAAUAGAGAGGAUGAAUGGAGGAAGCGUUUAGCAAAGAAAGAGGCUGAAAUGUUGAAGCGAAUGGAAAAAAAGGAGGAAGAAUGGAAAGUGAAGUUUCUUGAAAAGGAAAAAGAAUGGAAGAAAAUUGUGGAAAGACAGGAGAAGGAAAAACGAAAAUUAGAAGAAGAAAUAAGAAAAAUAGAAAUCACAAAACAGUCUUUAGAACAUGCUCUCAAAGAUGCAGAAGAGUAUAAAAAGAAAUUGUACAGCUUUCAAGAAGAUGCAGAACAACUGGAAGGUUUUCAAACACAAGAGAUGGCUAAAAUUAAACAUCUUUUAUUAGCAAAGGAGCAGGAAGCAGAUGAAAAAUCACAUCACUUGAAAACUGCUACAUCAGAAAUUGAAAGCCUGAAGACUGAAGUUUCCCGUCUGAGACGAUACGAGGACGAAUUGAAUAAUGUGCAAGACGAGAUGGAGACGAUGCGUCAUUCGACUCAGCGAGAAAGAGCGCAACUCUCUUGUCAGCUGGCGCAGACGGAAGAGGAGGUUCGUCACCUAAAGGACAAAGUGUUUGUGUUGGAACAGAGAAUCGCUCUGGAGACGAACGAUCAGGUGACGGUCGACGAAAGGAUAGCCGAUCUGAUGCGCGAGCGAACGUUGCUGGAGAGAAAGCUUGAGGAAGCGCACCUACAUCUGUCCGACAUAAAGACCAGUUGGUCUGGCAAGAUCUCCAGUCUGGAGACGCAAGUUGGCAGGCUGAGUAGACAGGCCGGCGAGGAAGGGCUGGAGCGUAGACGAGUCGAACAAGAGAAGGAAAAGCUGAAACAGAGAAUCAAGCAGCUAGAGGCCGAGAUAGAGGUGAACAAUGUUGUCAUGGCGACGAAAGACGCCAAGCUUUUGCGCAUGACAGAGGACAUCGACGAGAUGGCCACGGAACUGAAAGAGCUCCGUGCCAGCGUCGAUGACGAGGUGGAAGAGUUUAAGCGGCAAAUUGAAUCCUCUUCGAAGCAGAUCAGCCAGCUAAAAACAGACCUCAAGGAUGCGACGAGUAAACUCACCGCAGUCACCGACGAGUUGUCGAGUCUUCAAUCGUCCUUAGAGGAAGAAUGUUCGAGUAAUUCCUCGUUGCGCACGGAACUAACUCGUCUGCGGGAGACUCUCCAGUCCGAGAGAACAACGAUGACGGAGCUGCGUGUUUUCCUUGAGAAAGAGAGAAGCGAAAAAGACGUUGCAUUACUGAGAAAUGCCCAGAUGUCGCAGGACAUGGAGAUUGUGAGACAGGAGAAUCGGCAGCAGGAGGUUGAAAACACGGAACUGCAGAGUAGAAUCGAGCAUCUCGAAGAAGAUUUGAUCGGGAAGACGAAGGAGGCAGAGCAAGCGGCGGUCACGUUGAAGGAACUUGAGCGAAGAGUAGCGGAACUAGAGGAGGUGGAACGCGGCAGAGAGAAGUUGGAGAGUAAUGAAAGAAUACUCAAGAGCAGCUUGUUAGAUCUGGAAGAGCAAUUGAGCGACAAGAAUAAGACAAUCAAAGUUUUGCAGCAACGAUUAGCCGACAUGAAGAAGACGCUCCAACGUGAGCUGAGGAUUCCAACCUCGUCAUUGGACAGCGACGUUGAGGCUUCCGCGGCGAUUCUGAAUCCGAGUUCAUCCAAAACCGUCACUGCCAGACAUAAUAAUUCCAGGGAAGACGACGUUAAUUUUAAAUACCUCAAGCAUGUUCUCAUUAAGUUUCUCACCAGCAGAGAGUACGAGGCUCUCCAUUUGACAAGGGCGGUGGCGACAUUGUUGCACUUCUCGCCAGAAGAAGAACGCCUACUACAAGAAACUCUGGAAUGGAAAAUGUCAUGGUUCGGCACGAGGCCUAAUUUAGGAUUCGGACAAACCGCCAAGGCGAUACCGCCCAGCUGAUAAUUGCAAGAUACCCCAUAUUCGAUGAGCAGUGUCAGAGCGAGCGUGAACUCUUGUCUGAGGUUCGGUUGGUUCGCAUACAGAGGCAACUACGACUGAUUCCAAAGGGCAUAAAAAAAGACAGAAAUAAGAAGCACUAUUAGAAGAAUUAUUUAUAAAGUUAUAAAUGGUGAGAGAUUUUUCGAACUCUAAUGCGCAUUUUAGCAUUUGCGCUAGCACGGCAGACAAAUUGCGACAUGCUCAAAGCUACUUAAUCGCGACAGAGAAUGACUUUGUGAGACAUUGUGCGACAUUUCUCGAGCGUAUCACAGGAUAUGCGAGACCGUCGACUCAUUUCGAGGACUCGUCAUAUCAUGUGUGUACUGAUUUAAUGCGCCGAAAUAAUUUCGAAACACUUAAAUGAAGCAUUCGCGUGUGAUGGUAUUGUGAUACCCGAUGUCUUUGUUAGUGGCACGUUUGUGCCACUUGGUGCACAUGCAGUUUUGAUAUGCGAACGUCGUAAUUUGUAACGCGCUAUGUCUUUGUCGAAAUGAAAUGUCUUACUGCAAUAUCGAGCACAAUACAACGACGAUGUAAGCUUGAUCGUCCGCGUUACCUUUACAAUCAGCGGACAAGCAGUUCGUGCAAUAGACAAAUUUAAUACACAGCCAUAUGUUUGUAUCAAUAAAAGCAUUCCUGGCGAUUAACAAAUUCA